Messenger RNA from Loa loa (African eye worm), 3159 nucleotides. Its product is annotated as ANTH domain-containing protein. The record is from RefSeq and is a predicted model, not a curated record. Gene Ontology annotation, biological process: synaptic vesicle budding from presynaptic endocytic zone membrane; clathrin coat assembly; clathrin-dependent endocytosis. NCBI's taxonomy places the organism in Eukaryota, Metazoa, Nematoda, Chromadorea, Rhabditida, Onchocercidae. Gene Ontology annotation, molecular function: 1-phosphatidylinositol binding; phosphatidylinositol-4,5-bisphosphate binding; SNARE binding. Gene Ontology annotation, cellular component: clathrin-coated vesicle; synaptic vesicle; extrinsic component of presynaptic endocytic zone membrane. The coding region runs from base 1 to 2679 and encodes 892 amino acids. The transcript is spliced from 18 exons.
AUGCAAACUAUCGAGAAAGCAUUACAUCAACCACUGCCAUUUACAACGGGUGGACAAACAAUUACUGAUCGACUUACGGCUGCAAAACAUUCCUUAGCUGGUAGCCAGUUAGGUAAAACAAUUUGUAAAGCUACAACCGAAGAAUUAAUGGCACCAAAAAGGAAGCAUUUGGAUUACUUAUUACAUUGUACGCAGGAGCCAAAUGUUUCCAUCCCAUCGAUGGCGAAUUUAUUGAUUGAACGAACCCAAAAUCUUAAUUGGACGGUUGUUUAUAAAGCGCUUAUUACUAUUCACAACAUAAUGUGUUACGGAAAUGAACGAUUUUCGCAGUAUCUUGCAUCCUGUAAUACGACGUUCAAUCUGGGCAGUUUUUUGGACAAAAAUUCCGCUCAAGGAUAUGAUAUGUCGCAACAUGUUCGACGUUAUGGGAAGUAUAUCAGUGAAAAGAUCUAUACAUAUCGGUUAUGUGCGUUUGAUUUUUGCAAAAUAAAACGUGGUCGUGAAGAUGGCCUUCUGCGAACAAUGAAUGCAGAUAAGUUAUUGAAAACAUUGCCAAUUUUGCAAAACCAGAUCGAUGCUCUUCUCGAAUUCCAAAUAACUUCGGCGGAAUUAAAUAACGGUGUCAUCAAUUGUUCUUUCAUUCUUCUCUUUCGUGAUCUCAUUCGGUUAUUUGCUUGUUAUAAUGAUGGUAUCAUUAAUUUGCUUGAAAAAUAUUUCGAUAUGAAUAAGAAGCAAUGUCGUGAAGCAUUGGAUACGUACAAAUCAUUCCUGCUAAGGUUGGAUAAAGUAGCAAAUUUUCUGAAAGUAGCCGAAUCUGUGGGCAUUGAUCGUACUGAAAUACCAGAUUUAACGCGGGCACCAGCUUCAUUAUUGGAAGCAUUGGAAGCACAUCUAGUUUAUCUAGAAGGCGGCAGAGCACCUCUUACAGUCCAUCAUGAUCAGUUUACUGCAGCUAUGGCACAAUCAGCGCCAUUAUUUUCUUCCGCACAAACAGGAGUAAUUGAUGAUUCAGCAAAACAAAAAUAUUUAGAAGAGGAAAAGGAACGAUUACGAUUGUUUGAGGAGCAGCGAAAAAGGCAAGCAGUAGCAGGUUCAUCCGGAAUCGAUGCAGCAGGACAUUCGUUCAAUCCAUUUGCUCAGUCAUCAGCACGCAAUGCAGGUCGAUCUACGAAGCCAAGUGAUGAUCUUCUAAGCCUUUUUGACCCUAUGCCAGCAACUGGUGGAAUUACAGCUCCUUCAGGUUAUGGAGCUGCUGCUCCAGUUAAUGCCACACCGCAGCCAAUGGCAUUGGAUCCAACAAAUCCAUUCGCACAAAAUGUUUUCCAACAGCCGCCAGCUACAGUUAUGUCGGCUAAUUCUCCUGCUCCCGGUUUUACGGGAUAUUCAAAUGUAAGCCGAACAAAUGCAUUUGGUGCCGAUUUUACAACCGCUUUUAAUGUCGGAGCAGUGGCUACUGCAACUACUGAAACUAAUGUUGGAUUCAAUCCAUUUCUGACUAGUGAUGCGGAUUCAUCUGCACCGGCAGUGCCUCCACAGUGGCCUGUAGUUGCUGAAGGAACCGACAAACAGUGGUCUCGACAAACUUCACAAGAUGCGGUUCCACCACAACAAUGGACUCCUGCAGUUUUGCGAUCCGAUCUUGAAGGUGAUUCAACUGCUGCUCCUUCGUGGGGUAAAAACGGCGAAAGCAGUGAGAGUGAUGAAGCAGUUGGAGCUGCGGAUACUGAUAUUAGUAAUGAUGUACCGCAGCAACCAAGCGAGAUGGUCAGUUCGGCACUUCGGAAUCCAUUUGGUGCCAUGCAACAAAAUGCUCAAGCACUGCAUACAGCAGGUGUUAGUGCUACCGUGAUAACACCGCAACAACCGAGUAUACCAGCAUUUGGAGCACCACCAUCUGGUGCAUCGUCGACAAAUGUAUCACCAGUUCAUUUUGGAAUGACAACCCAAGUACCUCCACCACCACCACCACCACCACCAACAGUUAUCCCGAAUCAAAAUCUUACAAUUUACGAACAAACUCCAUUUUCUCGUAUGGAUGGUAGUUAUACUUCAUCACCAGUUAUUCCACGCCUCUUGCAUCAGCAGGCAGCGGCACCACAUGCUGGGAUGCAAAACGUACCUGGAGGUAACUAUGUUAUUUGCUUCUUGCUACAGUUAUGCACGUCGUUAUGCACGCCGACUCAGGCGGUGUUUUUCACCUUAGAAUCUUUAAUGGAAAGUACAGCUAAUUUAAAUGCAUACGGAGCACAACAAUUGCCAGCGGCACCAUGUGCUACCACUACACAGGCUGGUAAAUUCAACAGUAGUGAUUUAGAUAGUGCAUUGUCGUCGCUGGCUGAUAAUCUCUCGGUUAGCGGUAAAGGCACAACGAAUCAUGGGAAACCGGUUCAGUGGAAUAAUCAAGGUGGUAUAAGACCUGCAGGUGGAGCACAUGCAAUGACACAACCUCAGUACGCUGCAAUUCCACCACAACAGUGGCCACCAAUGGGUGUUUAUGCUCCACAACCAGGCAUAUAUGCUCAACAACCAGUAAUCGGUAUGUAUGCACAACCGGGAUAUAAUCCACAAAUACAGCAAACGGCUACACCGGUAUAUGGCAUGACACCAAGCCAAACUCCAUCUCAAGCUGGACAAGCGCAACAAUCGGCAUUACCGCCACCCCAUCGUCCAUUCAUGUGAAUUGCGUAGUAUUUUACUAGGACUCUUUCAAGUUACUUUUAUUUUUGUUAUGUUCAUCAUGGAGGUAUCUGUUUUUCGGGAUCUUGAAGAAAUUCCCUUUUCAUAAUCAUUUUCUGACUAUACAUGGAAAUUUAUUCAGUGUUGAUGAAUUGCUUACUAGUUUCCAAUCUUUACUUUUCUCAUUGUCAUCUUCCAAUCUUUGAUCUUUAAUAACAUUUCAUAUGUGUUAAUCUUGGAAAGUGGCAAAAUGGUUCACAUACCACAUCCCAUCUUCUUUUUUUUUUGUAUUAUAUGCUUUACUACUUUAUUAUGACAUUUGAAGAAAAAGAACAUGAUAUUGCUGUUUGCUUAUACACUUUACUUAUAUUUGUUCUAGAAAGGAACUUUUUCUUGUAAUGAUCGCGUUGAAAUUUUUUGCAAGCUGCUGAUCUCGAACUUUAUGGAGAUUUCCAAGUGAAUUCUUGAAAAAGCUUCAGAAUU